Messenger RNA from Dreissena polymorpha, 4986 nucleotides. Its product is annotated as nucleolar protein 16-like. Gene Ontology annotation, biological process: ribosomal large subunit biogenesis. NCBI's taxonomy places the organism in Eukaryota, Metazoa, Mollusca, Bivalvia, Myida, Dreissenidae. Gene Ontology annotation, cellular component: nucleolus. The record is from RefSeq and is a predicted model, not a curated record.
AAAGUAACAAAACGAAUGGCGAGGAAAAAGUAUAAUUAUGAUAUCGACAGAAAGAAACUAUGGAAAAAGCGAAAAAAACUUCCUGCAAUUCAUUGCAAAGAAAUCAAGGAAAGUUGGGAUAACAGGAAAUCAGUUUACAAGAACAUGGCAGACAUGGGGUUGUGUUCGGACCCCAACAAGACAUUCAGAAUUAAGACAACUAAGGAACUUUUAACGCCAGAGGUAGAAAAUGUUGAAGAAAUAGAGAAACUAAAUAAGAAGCCAGUGAAAGAGAAAGUUGUUAAAGCCUUAGAAAAGGAGGCAAGUUUACCAGCCAAGAAAACCAACAAGCUUUCAGAACCUGAUGUCCAGUAUUGCAUUUACUUGCUUGACAAAUAUGGCGAGGACUAUAAGGCUAUGGCCAGAGACCCGAGGAAUCAUUACCAGGAGACGCCAAAGCAGAUCAAGAAGAAGCUGAACAUGUUCAAGAACACGCCCUCCCAGUACGAGGAAUACCUCAAGUCCAAAGUGGAGCUCACGCGCGGAGCAUGCGAGCAGCUUCAGCUGAGUCCAGUCGCGAGCUACGAGCUAACUUGCGGUUCCGGCCUCUCGCAGUCCCGGGAGCGCCGGGUCACCCGGAAAUACGAGGCUGCGCGGCGGAACGGGCACUUCAGUCGCUCACCGGAUGUGCUUGCUGAGGAAAUGACAUCGGUCGAACCGCCAGUAACACUGUGUCGUGUUCGACGAAAGUUGAAUUUCGGCCGCAAGCCGCCACGGCAACGGGACGUUACUCCGAAUGCAACAUGAAGCAGCGCCUGAUAUCUGCGAUCGGACAAUCAUGCAUAACGUCAGUGCUAUGGCAUUUGGUGCUCGGUGGGCGUCUAGCAAAUAUUUAAUAUAGAUAGAAAACGCCCCUUGUGUUCCAUUAUCACUUGUUACCGCAUCAGUUAUGUUAGAAUCACGGUUAUUGUUACUCGUUUAUUUACAUUUUUAGUUUAAGAAAACGUGGAUAAUCAUUUGCUGCGGGCCCAUAAGAUUGAUAUACAAAAUUUAUUGUAGUGUUUUAUUUGUAUUAUUAUUAAAGUACAUGUUUCCGUUUUCCACAGGUAAAUUUACAAGCGAUGUUACGGUGUUUUUAUUUUUUAUUGAAACCACUUACGCAUGUUCAUUGAAAUGUGGCGUUGACAUGUAGUGAAUGUGUUUGUUAACGUAAAUAUUUGUAUGAUUAUGUAAAUAGUGAUUUAUAGAUCUGACGAAAUAUGUAUAUGGGCCGUGUUCUGUGAAAAGGGGGUUAAAUUAAUGUGCGUUAAGUGUCGUUCCAGAUUAGCCUUUGCAGUCCGCACAGGCUAAUCAGGGACGGCCCAUUCCGCUUUUAUGGUAUUUUACAUUUACAGAAAGUCCCUUCUUUGCAAAAAUGCAAUUAAGGCGGAAAGUGUCGUCCCUUAUUUGCGGACUGCACAGGCUCAUCUGGGACGACACUCUACGCACAUGCAUUAAACCCCCUUUUGACAGAACGAGGCUUAUAUAGCUGAUUGUAUAGCGUGUUUGUGAUAUGGUUAUUGAUUAGAUAUGAUUAUCAGGCGAUAAUCGUAUUAGUGAUUGAAAUGGCGUUAUAUGCAUGAAUUGUAAGAAACAUCGCGUUGACCAAUCGGAAUCACCGUAUAUAAACGUUCACGUUUAUUGGACAUUUCAUCGUCGAUUUGUAAAAUUAAAUAAACUUUCAGUUUGCGAAUGCCCACAAAAAUCUCGACUAUGAUAAUUUUGAGGUCUUAGUACCCUAAGAGAUCAAGAUUUAUUGUCCCCCUUUUUGUGCAAGAAUCGCAGAGAUGCUUUUUGUGCAACAUGUGGAAGUUUCAUUUUUCAUUGAAUCUUAUUCAAACCACCAACGCUAAUUUUUUAGGUAGCGUAUGCGAAGAUAAAAUGUUAACUCAAUUAUAAGCCAGAUUGUCAUUGAAUAAUUAAGUAUUUACAUUUUAACGGGCAUUGUUCAGGGCACUUAACAUAUUUUGCAUCCAAUCCUUACCAAUCCCUCACGGUUUUAUGACUAUACAUUUACAAAUGACUCCAAGUGCAUAACAAAAUUCAACCGGAAACAUCAUAAUGGAAUUGAUCAGUUAGCGGAAAACUAUGCUACAAUUACAUGUUACAAAAUAUUGAAUUGAUCGUAUUCAUUAGAACAGUUUUCUGAUGAUUUUUCGACAUUCAGUGUUGAAAACUUAACAAAUCGUGAAAAUAUGAAUUUAUUUGACCACUCACGAAAUCAUAAUAUAAUCACUUAAAUUAACAAAUACUAGUCUUCUUUUAUUUUCAUGCUUUUGAAUGUCAAAUUUUUAGAAUGCGCGUAUCUGUAAUUAUAUUAAAAAAUAGGUAAGUUCGUGUAUUUAGAAUUUUUAAAGAAUUCAUUUCAUUCCAAAUAUGGCGUUGACCGCUGUAAUUGGAAAAUAGUGCUUAAGUGUUAUGUACUGAAUGGGCUGUAUUAUUCAUUGGACUUCUCCGUCUGUAUGCACGUCCGUACUUAUUUACGCCGCGAAGCUUGUGUUUUAACUGCUCUUUAAUGUAGAUCUCGCUCAAACAUUCACAGUUGAAUGACCGUAGUGUGUAGGUGAUCGUAAGGAAAGGAAUUUAGACUUCGACACGUUUUGCCUGAAUUAUGGCCCUUUGUCUUUUGUCUGCAAUAGAAAGUAUGGUGGGUGUGUCUGUGUGUGUGUAAACACCUGUUGUGUGCACAUAUCUGUGACCCAUUAAUAGUUGUUUCUUUAUCUCUAAACUAUGUUCUUGUAUUGAUUUUCUUUCAUGUGUUUUAUGUUAUUCAAUUCAAUGUAUCAAAUUAUACAAAGAUGCUAAUGUAUUUUAGCUAUUGAAAAAGUUAAAUCUUACUAUUUUACGUUAUUUAGUUAUUAAUCAUAUUGAGGUUAUUUUAGCUUGUUUUAAAUAAAAGUAGGUUUAAACUUAUCCCCUAAAAAUUGGCGCCAGGCAAGAUUGAAAUUAUCGGAACUUAUCAUUUCGCUCGAGCUAGAAUUAAAUGAUCAUUACAUCAUUCACUGGUAUGUUACUUGUAUAUUUUUCUCUCAUUCUAUGCCUAGUAUCAAGUAAACAAAAUUCAACAUGGAACAUCAAAAUGAAUCGAUGGUUUAGCGAAAAACUAUGCUACAUAACUAUGCCCUAGUCAUAUUCUCAAGCAUAGUUUUGUGCUGACUCUGAGUGGUAAAAACUCAUCUGCAAUCUGCAUUUUCGAGUUUUAGCUUUAAACUAGCGACCUCUCUGAUGACCAAGUUCAACUAAUUUUAUAACCCCUACAAUUGCCCAUGUUUAGGACCAACCACUCUUUCCUGUUCUGAAAAGGCGUAAUUUAGAUACCCUCACGUGUAUCAAUGCUCUGAAUGUAUAAAGUUCUGACAGUAUGCGUGUGAGCGAAUUAGGUCAUCAUGGCCCUCUUGUUAGAAAACCUAAAAGGACAGAGCUUGCUAUACACUGCUAGCUGGUUUAUAUAAGAAAAAAUGUAUGCUUACUGUAAGAACCAUUCAUGUAUUCCACAAUCUUUUAUGGAUAUCUUGGUUUGAUAAUUAAUGUAUUUACACAUUUUUACACAGAACGUGGCGUUUCAUCUGGAUCCAAACUGUUUGCAAAGGCCUUCAAAAUUCGGUUCCAGCACUGAAAUAGUUAAAGUUUAUAUAGUUUGUAUUAAUUUCAUUAAUUGGAAUGACAGUCAUUUAAAGAAGUGCACUAUUUUUUAAUGUAUAACAGACCUGUUUAGAUUUCCCUAUUGCUAUAAACAUGUUUUUAAAAAUAUUUUUAUAUAUAAAAACUUGAUAUAACAUGAAUGAUUGUUCUGUUUGAAGCCAUACAGUGUCCUACACAAGGUCGAGUUAAAGUUUAUAUAGUUUGUAUUAAUUUCAUUAAUUGGAAUGACAGUCAUUUAAAGAAGUGCACUAUUUUUUUAUGUAUAACAGACCUGUUUAGAUUUCCCUAUUGCUAUAAACAUGGUUUUUUAAAUAGUUUUAUAUAUAAAAACUCGAUAUAACAUGAAUGAUUGUUCUGUUUGAAGCCCUACAGUGUCCUACACAAGGUCUUAUUAACAGAUUUCCCACUUUUGAAAAUGUCAUGAAAUAUAUUUGCUAACAAAUAUAUGUUUUGGAUAAGUCAGAAAUAAUUAUGGAAGGAAGAAAAAGAGUUUAAUAAACAAUUAUGCUUUUCCCGGGAUUGGACCUCAGGAUCUCUAGAGUAAAAAUCCUACUUGUUGCCACUGCAUAAUUCAGGCUUUUUAAUUGUUACGUCCAUACUUAACAAAUGAUGGACGAAAAGUGUUGCAAAGACUUAACUUAUUUUAAUGAUUUUGUUUAAGAAUUGUCUAUUAAGAAACUGAUUUUUUCAGCAGAUGUUAUAUUGAGUGUAUGAAAAUAAUGCAUUUAUUCUUUUAUCAGAUGACAAGUUUUAUUGAAAAUUGUCAUUUGUUUUAAAUGUGAACUAUAUCAUUAAAGUUAUAACCAUUUUGUGUGAAAGAAGGGAUGCAACUCAACAUUGAAUACAUAUUUCUCAGUUUUUGGCCAGAUCUUGAAACAUAGGUAUUGGGUAAACUUUACAUUUAAAAUGAAUGAAUGGCAAUCUUUACAAUAUAAUAUUAUUUUUUAUAUUAGGAUUGUGUGCAACAUUUAGCUUGCCAUUUGCUUCAAUAAAGUGUUUUUAUAUGAUAACAUGGGAUAUUUUUUUAUUUGCAUUUUUUUAUAAAACAUUUUAUUGUCCAAACUUGUCUGCAGUUUACAAUUUCCCAAGUUUUACACAAAAAGGUGUAUUGUAUUAGACAUUUGAUGACUUUCACUUCUUGUUACAUGUUUUGAAGUUCUUUUGAGUUAGUUUUUUUGAUACUGCUUUGUGCUGAAAAGACAGUUCUUAUUAUCUUGUAAAUUGUGAAGAUGUACACCAUUGUUUCCUAUUCCUUUUCAUAUGUUUAACUUUGAUAUGAAUGUAUAUUUUAGUGAUUUGUUAACAAAUAAAUGACCGUAAAAUCUA